Molecule: messenger RNA, 936 nt
Organism: Phalacrocorax carbo (great cormorant)
Lineage: Eukaryota; Metazoa; Chordata; Aves; Suliformes; Phalacrocoracidae
Source: RefSeq, a predicted model, not a curated record
AUGGGGAGCAGACCCCGCGCAGGGCGGGCGAGCGGACGCCCAGCCCGGGGGGGGCGGCCAUGUGCUCAGCCCCGCGUCCCCCCGAAAGGGCACCCCGGGGACGAGGUUCACGAGGUUCACACUUCGCCCCCACUCGGGGAAACAACUCGGAGGAGUUCAACAGCUAUGACUUCCAGCGGCUUUCUCCUGGGCCAUAUGUUUUCUCCUAACAUUAGCGGGGAAUUUCAGAGGAGCCAAACCGCUCCGCCCGCCCCGCCACGGACCCGCUCGGGGCCGCAACCGCCGCCGCCGCCCACCGGGCGGGGGGACGAAGCCGGCUCGGUCCCGCACCCACGCGGGGCACCUAACCUACGGGGGCCGCUCUCUGUCACCGGAGGGAGCCGCCUGCCCCGCCGACCCCCGCCGGCAGAGCUGGGCAGGGCAGCUCCCAGGGCAGCGCCCGGCGGAGCCGAGCCCCCCGCCCGUCCCCCAGGGCAGCGCGGCGCCGCCGGCCCCGCACCCUGCGGGCCCCGCACCCCUCGCCAGACGCCCGCCGGGGCUAGUAGUGGGUCCCGCCCGCCGCCGCUGCCCGGGGCCACCCCCAACAAGCGGGGGAACGGCUGCGGGACGGCGCCGCGCUCAGCCCCGGGCCCCGCCGAGCAGCGGCCCGGCCCGGCCCCGCACCCCACCUCACCGCCGUCCUUACCGUCCUCGCCAGCGCGGCGCGGGAGCCUCCCGAAGAGGAGCAAGGCGAAGCCGCGGGGAAGAGCAGGGAGCCGGGGCCGAGAAAGCCGCCGCCACCGCGAGGAGGAGGAGGAGAAGGAGAAGGAGGAGGGGGCGGAGGCUGGGCGGCGGAGGGGAGGAGACGGGGGGCGGGAGAGCCGAGCGGCCGGCAGCCGCCCGCCCGCCUGCCGCGCAGCCGGCGCUUCCUCCCGGCACGCCGCCGAGCCGAGCUGA